CCUUCCCAUUCAGAGCACGGAGCUCGUCUAGCAACAACCCACACACACGCACACGCACACACAUCACCAACAACCUCAGAGACAGAGGCCGGAAACUAAGGCGCAGAGGAAGGAAAGGAAAGAGCAGAGCAAGUGUCUUCGAUCAGUUCCUCAUUCCCCAAAUCCCCAACAGCAAAUGGAGAAGGCAAGCCGCGAGCAUGUGAUCGGGAUCCCAGUGAGCAGCAGGGCUUUCGGCAUCGAGGAGCCUGAAUUCACAGGCGAUGAAUCUACAUACUUUGGCGCCGCGAAACAUUCGGCAACCGCGCGUACCAGCUACAAAUCGGGCAGGACGACAGGGGACAAGUUUGCUCGAGGCAUCAAAGAACAUGUGACUCUAGGCCCAAAACUGUACGAAACCGUAAAAGGCAAGCUUUCUCUAGGAGCAAAGAUCCUUCAGGCGGGCGGCAUGGAGAAGAUCUUCCGGCGGUGGUUCACCGUGGAGGAGGGCGAGAGGCUCCUCAAGGCCUCGCAGUGCUACCUGUCCACCACCGCCGGCCCGAUCGCCGGAAUGCUCUUCAUAUCGACGGAGAAGGUCGCCUUCCGGAGCGACCGGUCGCUGGCGCUGACAUCCCCGAAGGGGAACACGGUGCGUGUGCCGUACAAGGUCGCCAUCCCGCUGAGGAGGGUCAAGACGGCGAAGCCGAGCGAGAACAAGCACCGGCCGGAGCAGAAGUACGUCCAGGUGGUGACGGACGACGGCUUCGAGUUCUGGUUCUUGGGCUUCGUCAGCUACCAGGUUUCCCUGGCGCAACUCGAGCAGGCCAUCGCGCAGUCGCAGCUAUGAUCCGGUGAAAUAAACACGGUGUUUGUUCUGCUUGGGCUUUGUUUGUUCGUGGUCAGGUUGGUCUGUUGUGCAUAGGUAGUAGGUGUCGUGGUGGAUUGCUUCGCGUUUUUGGCAUGCAUUGGAGCAAGUCUGUCCGGUAUACAUGGUAGGAGAAAUUUUUAGGGCGUGAAAUUCUUGAGAAGUGCUACAUGGUACAGUGCCACGGCAAAAGUGCCAUCUUAAUUAUUCGUGUGGUAUGCGCUAAUUCUGUGCGAAAAAUCAUGAGAAGUUUGUUCAACAGCUUA
Molecule: messenger RNA, 1107 nt
Organism: Brachypodium distachyon (stiff brome)
Lineage: Eukaryota; Viridiplantae; Streptophyta; Magnoliopsida; Poales; Poaceae
Product: GEM-like protein 4
Exons: 2
Coding region: 176-823 (215 amino acids)
Source: RefSeq, a predicted model, not a curated record